GAUGAUGACAAUUUUAAUUAUGAUAUGGACCACCAAUCAACUAAAGAAACUGAAGUAACAGAAGAUUUAGAAGAAGCUAGUGAUGCUGUAAAAUCAAUAGUACUUGAAAACCACGAAGAAAAUGAGAUAACAAUUCAUGGUGAUCAAAGAGUUUGGGUGAAACCUUCAGAUGAAUUGUUUACAGAUCAAAUCAAAGAAGAAAUAUCCGAAUGCGAGUACCAAACCAUAAUAGAUGUUAAGGAUGAAAUAGAAGAAAUAGAAGAAGAAGAAAUCAAAAUACAACCACCAAUAGUAUGUGAGCCAAUUCAACCACCUCCACCACCACCACCAGCAAUUGACAUUCAAGUAAAAAAAAAUGCUUUACCAAAACUUAAUUUCAAAACAGUGAAAAAGCCUAGAGGACGAAUGGGUCGUAGACCUAGACCUAUACUGCCCAUGACCCAACCCAUAGCUUCAGCAAGUACUUCACAUUUGGAGCAAGCUCAACAUCAGAUUAUUAUGCCUUCUCCUCAAAUGCCUGGGAUUGCUUAUCAAAUUUUUCUGGGCGAUCAUGGUAAAAACUCAAACAACCCUGUUCAGUAUACAAUGUUACAGCCACGACCAGUGUUUUUACAACAAACUUCGACACCUGUUACCACUCCAUCAUCAGUGAUGAUUAGCCAACCUUAUCCAGUGACUCGGUCACAGGUUUCAACUCCUAAAAUUCCCAAAAUCGCUCCCAAAAGCUCUAUGGUCAGUCAAACUUAUUGUUCAUUUUGUUAUAAACUUUUUAAGAAUGUAAAGGAACAUGUUAAAGAGUGUUGGGCAAAUCCAGCUAGUAAAAGCUAUAAGUUCAGAAAAAUUGCACCGUCUACUCCUUUAUGAACAAUUUUUUUUAAAUGAUGUGUAAUAAUAGUUUUAAUAGUUUUUUUUUUAUUUUACAAUUUAUUAAUUACUGUAUCUAUAUAGACAUUUAAACAAAUUUAAAAUCUGUAUAAAUAUUUUUAAAAUUAUAUUAUUGAAUUAUCAUUAACAAUUUUCAUUGGUACAUGUAUAUUUGUACACAUUAGAAAUAGGUAGUUAAUUCUUUUGUGAUUUAUCUAAUAACAUUAAUUAAUUAAUUAAAUAUAUAUUUUAUAAAUUAAUAUUAUUAAAUAAAAUUUGACAUGACUCUCUGUUCAAAAUUAAUAUUAAUGACAAUAUAUUCUGAAAAUCUUA
Rhopalosiphum padi (bird cherry-oat aphid) is the source of this 1197-nucleotide messenger RNA. RefSeq lists its product as uncharacterized. The annotation marks the transcript as partial. The transcript has a single exon. The record is from RefSeq and is a predicted model, not a curated record. NCBI's taxonomy places the organism in Eukaryota, Metazoa, Arthropoda, Insecta, Hemiptera, Aphididae.